AUGACGCACAGAGGCAAGAACAAUGGGAGCAUCCAUCAACUCGUUGUCUCCAGCCUGGGCUUUGCUGUGGCCAAGGGGGCCUUGCUCGAAGUGGAGCAGAUGUGGGCAUCUGCUCUGUGUGUGGUGGGCGGAGUCAAGAUGGCGAUGAGAACUCAGUUUCCUGCCUCUGCUGAAUCUCAGAAAGCCAGCAAGAAAAAAGCUCCUGAGGGUCCCACCUUCGAGAAGCUGAACUGGCUGAUCCACCUGCACUACAUCCGAAAGGAUUAUGAGGCGUGCAAGGCUGUUAUCAAAGAACAGCUUCAGGAAACCCACGGACUCUGUGAAUAUGCGAUCUAUGUCCUAGCGCUGAUACUGCGCCUGGAAGGGAAGAUCCAGGAAUCCCUGGAGCUGUUUCAGACAUGUGCGAUUCUCAGCCCUCAGAGCGUAGACAACCUCAAGCAGGUCGCACGGUCACUAUUUCUUUUAGGAAAACAUAAGGCAGCCAUCGAAGUAUACAAUGAAGCUGCUAGACUUAACCAGAAAGAUUGGGAGAUCUUCCAUAACCUAGGCGUGUGCUACAUGUAUCUGAAGCAGUUCCACAAGGCCCAGGAUCAGCUGCUCCAUGCGCUCCAGCUGAACAGGCAGGAUGUGACCUACGUCAUGCUGGGGAAGAUCCACCUGCUAGAGGGCUGCAUGGACAAAGCGGUUGAGGUCUACAAGAAAGCUGUGGAAAAUCUUAUGAUCAAGAAGAAGUGUCCCCAGUUGCCCAUCCCUGAGUGCAAGCUGAGGAACUUGCUGUCAGGAAAGACAUUUGUUGUCCAGGAAGUUGUGCCAACUAAGGAUCUUGGCCACAGGGUAUAUCUGGGCCACAUGCAGCAGCCACUUCCAAAGAACUCCAAAAGAUAG
Octodon degus (degu) is the source of this 885-nucleotide messenger RNA. Its product is annotated as Bardet-Biedl syndrome 4 protein-like. Gene Ontology annotation, cellular component: ciliary basal body. The record is from RefSeq and is a predicted model, not a curated record. Gene Ontology annotation, biological process: cilium assembly; protein localization to cilium. The coding region runs from base 1 to 885 and encodes 294 amino acids. Lineage: Eukaryota; Metazoa; Chordata; Mammalia; Rodentia; Octodontidae. Gene Ontology annotation, molecular function: protein binding. The transcript is spliced from 3 exons.